Messenger RNA from Penaeus vannamei (Pacific white shrimp), 2060 nucleotides. The record is from RefSeq and is a predicted model, not a curated record. Lineage: Eukaryota; Metazoa; Arthropoda; Malacostraca; Decapoda; Penaeidae.
AUGCCGUACAUCCUCACGCACAAAGGUAGAGAUACUGCGUUAACAACCUGUGGGAUGCUUGCGAGAGGGAGUUCGGGCCCAUAUUCAGGCUGGAUAUGCCGGGACAAGCACCCAUCCGUGUUCAUCUCAGAGCCUGGUGACAUCGAGCACGUGUUAAAGAGCACAGCCAAGAACCAACAGAGGGACCUGUUCAGUUCUUUGAAAUACGUUAGAGACACACAUGAUUUCUUCAAGAAGGACAAAUCUGGCAUUAUGUCCGAGCAGGGGGACGAAUGGUGGCGUGUGCGCAGGCGCGUCCAGCCAUACACAGCCAAACCGAAGCACGUGGAGCUGUACCUUCCCCAGAUGGACCAGGUGAUGCUAGAGUUCACCGAGAGGUGGGCAUCGUUAAGAGACGAAGUUAACGAGCUCCCCGAGAACUUCGUUGAGGAGCUCUACUGUUGGGCGCUCGAAACCCUGGGCCUCGUGGUGUUCAACAAGCGGCUCGGGUACCUGGAAGGGAACGCCGAAGUGGAGACGAUCGUGGAGAUGGCCAGGGCGAUCUUCGCGGACGUCCAGGAGCUGGAGGUCUCUUCGCCGCAGUGGUGGCGGCUGGCGACCACGCCCAAGCUGCGCGAUCUGAGGAGGGCCCAUGACAUUCUGCUGCGCUUCGUGCAGUCGUCCGUGGCCGAGUCGGAGGCGGCACUCGAGACCCGCAGUCCCGACGCCGAGGGAGACGGGCUCACCCUCGUGGAAAUGCUGCUCCUCGACCCUGAGCUGUCCCGCGAGGAUGCCCAUGCCUACCUCAUGGACCUGCUCACGGCUGGGAUAGACGCGGUGGCCAUAAAAGCGGCUUUUGUGCUGACGUUGCUAGCUCAGCAUCCAGAGGAGCAGCAGAAAGUCCAUGAGGAACUGGACGCGGUGCUCGGGGACGGGACGCAGCCUCUGACUCCUCAGCACCUCGCCAAACUCAGGUACACAAAAGCCUGCGUGAAAGAAGUGCUCAGGAUUUCUUCCCCAUCAACACUAACUUCCAGACAACUUGUGGAAGAUACAGUUAUAUGUGGUUACCUCGUGCCAAAGGGGUUCAACGUGAAUCUGCUGCUGCGUCCAGCCGGCAAGAAAGAGGAGUACUUCGCUCGACCAGCUGAGUUCUUACCCGAGCGGUGGCUGCGCGGCCAGGCUCUGAGAUCCAUCAAUCCCUAUGCCUCAAUGCCCUUCGGCCUGGGCACUCGAAGCUGCGUCGGUCGGAGGCUCUCUGAGCAACAGACCUACACGCUUCUUGCCAGGUUGCUGCACAAGUACCGACUGGAGUGGCAUUACGGUCCCCUGAACCCCAUUAUGCUCUUCACUCUCUUCCCAGACAAACCUCUGCGACUUAAGAUGAUCGACCGUAAAGUCUAAAUAAUCUUUUUAAAAAUAAUAGGCCUACAUAGCACCACUCGGAAGAAUGGCGGACAUCAGUAAGAACAGAUGAUGCAAAGGAAAAAAAAAACAAUAACGGGUAUACGAAGAAGAAAUAAGAAAUGUUUGUUCAUUUCUCAGUGUUGUUUCAUGUCUGUUUUUGUCCUCUUCGUAUCAUACAAGAUCAUAUGCUGAUCACAUGAUCUUAAUUCUCCCCAUGCACCCGUGUUGAGAUAUGUAGUCAGAAUAAACUUUCUUUUUAUUGAAUUUUGCCAUAAAUUUCGAUUAAAAGAGAUACCUUCAAUACAUUACAUACUUUUUAUAAGUCAUCCUCUCUUGGUAGACUACAAUUUAUUCAAGCAAACCUUUAGUGCUAUUAUUAGAUUUAUUAAAUAUGGCGAUUUACGUUUUUCUCUUCAAAGUCACCUACAGCAGGGUGGGUAAAUUUUGAACACAGUGCGCCAGUUUAUAAAUUACUGACAUUUUUAAACCACCUUCCGUGCCAAUUUUAUUCUUUAUAUAGCCUAUGAAAAAUGUCAUCAUAAUUAUACAUUGUAUGUAGUGACCAGUGGAAUGUGGUAAUAUAUAUUUAUCUGCACAUGUAUAACACAAAUAUAACAUUUUUGUGGCAUUCACUAAUCUUUGUAACUAAAAAAAUAUAUAUAAAUUUCUGGACA